AUGGGGUGGAACAGAAAAAAGACAGAGAAUCUUCACAAAGUCUUGGCCUGCAGAUACAUCAAAAUCUCCGAGAGGGCAAAGCUGGAAGUUGCCAGCUUCAGUGAUUUCCGCCAGAAGAAUAACAUCACUGAACAAACAGCAAAGCAGUGGGUGUGUGAUGUUCAGCAGUGGGCACUCACAGAGCCAGGGAGCACAACAGAACAGGGAGCAACAGAGGACCUCAGGGCUGAGAUAGAGAGCAUCAUAGUGGCCCUGCUACGCAAGAAGCAGGACCUCUAUCGUCAGCAUGAUAGCAACCAGACAAGACAGAGAAAAAGAAGAAAAAUAAGAGAAUUAAAAAAAAAAAUGAAACAAAAGAUCCUGCUGUACAAUGCUAGUGCAGAGGACACAAUUGACGAGGAGUUGGCCUCAAAUUUGACAGAGGACUACAUCCUGCCUUGGGAGAGACGUGAGGAUGGUCACUCCUUCAGGUUAAAACGGUCUCUUUUUGACCAAAUGAUGCUUAUUAGACGCCUUGAGGAGGAGCAGAGCAUCCUGGUGAAGGAGAUGUCUCAACACAUCACGUCUCUCCGUAAGGAGAUAAAGGGAGUGGAGAAACUGAAAGAGAACAUCAGAAUGGGCUAUUUUGGUGACAUGUCAGAGGAUGCUGCAGCUGGUUUGAAAAGUGUCCUCAUGCGGAGGUCCUCUGCACUGGAGAGUUUAUGCCAACAAGCUGUGAGCACGUAUAGUGCUAUAGUUGAUGACCUCCAGUUACAGGACACAGAAUGCAGAACGGACACUGAUGAUGAAUAUGACCUUAGUAGUCCAGAGUCAGAAGAAGAUUAG
This is a messenger RNA of Carassius carassius (crucian carp), 825 nucleotides long. RefSeq lists its product as uncharacterized. Lineage: Eukaryota; Metazoa; Chordata; Actinopteri; Cypriniformes; Cyprinidae. The record is from RefSeq and is a predicted model, not a curated record. The transcript has 6 exons. Bases 1 to 825 code for a protein of 274 amino acids.